AUGGGUGAUAUUGAUCUAGUUCGUCUGCCAAGCGAAGUUCGUGAACAUCUUGCGCAGCUUGACCUAGAACUCUCUGAAGGGGAUAUUACGCAAAAGGGUUAUGAUAAAAAAAGACAGCUUCUUUUAGCUCCGUACAUUCAGGCGCAAGCCAAUGGGAACAAAGGUACCGCUAGUCCUAGCACCAAAGCUCACAAGCGUCACCAGAGAAGGUUAACUCGGGACGAAUCUCGUUUUCAUUCUGAAAUUCGUGCUGAAGCUGUACAGCAGGCUCUUGCAGAAUACAGUAAAGGCACAAAAGAGCAUCCGAAAGUUCCGCAGCCUAUCAAGCGUCGCGGUGGGAAUUCUUUUUGUGAACGAAAGAAUCGUGUUUCAGACUCAAGUUCUGAUGAUGAGAGCACUUUGGGUAGUACAAAUCGGAGUAGACAGUCAGGUUCAACUCGUUCAAAAGAUUCGAGGGAGAGGUUGAAAAAGAAUCGUAUUGGUCGUUCAUCUGGCGGAGAUGUUACUCAUCCACCGCCACCAGACGUUACAAAUGGUGCAGUCGCUGUCGAUGCUCGAGCUCAAAAAAGGCAGGUUAAAGAUGGCCAAGGUAAUAAUCGGUCGGAAGAAAUAUGUGCACUAGAGUGUACAUCUGGUCUUGGGCUGGAAACCAUUCCUACCACUUGUAUUUCUGGCACCGAUAACAGUGAUUUGAAAGAUCGGGUGGUCUAUGCUAAUACAGUCACCAGUUAUACAGAACAAGAUUCUAAUCAAGAAUAUCAAAACGCUAUCAUUCCGUUGAAGCCAGCUAAAGUUUCGCUGAAGAUUCAACAACUUCUUCACUCUUUACAGAACGGCGUAAUCGCUGGUCUCCCCUUUCAGAAAUAG
Molecule: messenger RNA, 867 nt
Organism: Enterobius vermicularis (human pinworm)
Lineage: Eukaryota; Metazoa; Nematoda; Chromadorea; Rhabditida; Oxyuridae
Source: the annotation of a GenBank genome assembly